AGAUGGAGAGGAGGUGAGGAAGAGAAGGAGAAGAGGAAGCAACGCCGCCGCCGCCGCCAUUGAUGAUGAUGCUUCUACUGACUAAGACUUGCUGCUGCGGUCAAAAUAAUAAGGAGACGACGGAGGGAUCUGAGGAGCAGCAGAUCUAGAAGAGAGACUGGGAGGCGAGCAUCUAUAGAGAGUUUAAUUUAGUUUUUAAUUUUGUGAUGGGAGGAAGACUGGUUUGCUUCUAAACAGUAGUUUAAUUUCAUUUUAAUUUUGGGUGGCCAAUGUUGUGGGUAGUCUUUGGUAAACUUAAUGAUGAGAUAGAUGUUGUAAUAGAUUGUUGACAAUAUUUAAAGUUGUAAUAGAUUGUUUAGGUUCCCUCGACAAGUCAGUCCUAGAACUGAUGAGAGGAAGAACCGAUGUCUCAUUUGGUUGAUAUAUUCUGCUUCUAGUUCUUGUUUCCUUGGUGAAACAGGAACUCUUGUUGAUCUAUCUCUCUUGUGGUGCUGUCGAAGUGUUGCCGAAAUUUUUCACUGCACACAAGAAUACAAGUUGGAUCGAUGAUGGAGACUGGCAAAAAUCCGAUGGAAGGGAUCAUCAAGAAGUUGAAUCCUGAGGAGAUCUCAACACUGAUGCAACUGAUGAGGUUGUCGGCGGGAGAGAGCUCGACAAAACCACAACCCAAGAAGGUGGAGCUUCCACCUAUCGAUGUAAAACUUGAUGGACCCGCGACAUAUCUGAGUUGGUCGCGUCGGGUGAAAUAUACCCUUGCUGGGAGGAGCCUAGAGGGAUAUCUGACAGGGGAGAAGACUGAGCCGGCUGAGGACUCAGCAGGGAGGGAUGAGUGGAAGUCCACUCAUAUGUUGGUGUACAUCUGGCUUCUGAAUUCUGUAGUCCAGCCAAUUGCUACCACAGUGGAUGGCCUUGGGAGAGUGCAUGAUGUCUGGGAGAGGCUGAGGAGGACCUACGAUAGGGUGGGAAAGAACCUGAGGGUAUUCCAGAUCGAGAAGGAGAUCAACGCUACAGUCCAGGGAGAGAGGACUGUACAGGAGUAUGCCAUAGAGCUGGAGCGCUUGUGGCUCGAUCACGAUCACUUCUCGCCUCUGACAAGCUGCAAGGACCCGGAGUGUAAGGAACACGAGGCCUCUCUGCAGAAGAGGACUAUGUUGUUUCUUCGAGGCUUGGUUCCAGCGUAUAAGCAGAGAACGACGUUGCUACUAACCCAGACGAAGAUCCCAUCACUGGAGGAGGCAGUCCCGGCCAUGAUACAGGAGGAGAGCCGUAUCAGGCUACAGGCUGGGACAGGUGGACUUACAGGGGAGAAGUCUGCACUGGUGGUAUCCAAUCCGGAUAACACUAGAUUCAGAGGGGAGACUAGGCAGUACUUUAACUACGGAGAGGUAGGACAUCUGAGACAGAUGUGUCCUAAGCCACCCAGGGAGAGGAACUGGGGUGAACGUGGUCAGGCUGGAGGCCGUGGCCGUGGGCGUGGAGGCAGGCGAGGUGGAAGAGGAGGUCACCGGGCAAACUUGACAGUGGCAGAAAGAGAAGAAGCUGAGAUGAUCUUCACUGAUGAGGAUCGGACUCUCUUGGCAGCACUGAGGAGGAAGCAGAGAGCAGUAGGUGAUGUGUCUGAGGAGUCAUCUACUACUUUCACUGGAGUGGACUAUGCCAAUUACGCCCUUAGUGCACACCCAAACGAGGGAAGAUCCACCGCCUGGAUAAUAGAUUCUGGAGCAUCCAGACAUGUGACAGGUAAUUCCAGUGAGUUCUUAUCUUACACUCACUUAGCAGAAGCAGAGAGCAUCCAAAUUACUGAUGGUACAGCACAGGAUGUGGCUGGUAAGGGCAUUGUUAGUUGUACAUGUUCUAUAACUUUAUCUAAUGUUCUGCAUGCUCCUUCAUUUCCUGUUAGCCUGUUAUCCAUUAGUGCCAUUAUCAUCCAACUCAAUUGUAUUGUUUCUUUUGACAUUCCCAAGGUAAUUUUUCAGGAGAAAGGGACAAGGCGAAGACUUGGGACUGGGACAUGGCGUAGCGAGCUGUGGUACUUGGACCGCGAAGGGAUGGACUCAGCGUUGACUUCUGUGGUGGAGAGGACAUGAAUAAGAGUAGCUAAAGUCUGUGCAGAAGAUGAGUUGAUGCUUUACCAUCAGCGAAUGGGACAUCCGUCAUUCGGUAUUUUGGGUAAAAUGUAUCCAACUCUGUUUGGAAAAGUAAAUAAACAG
Asparagus officinalis (garden asparagus) is the source of this 2210-nucleotide messenger RNA. RefSeq lists its product as uncharacterized. The transcript is spliced from 3 exons. The coding region runs from base 546 to 2087 and encodes 513 amino acids. The record is from RefSeq and is a predicted model, not a curated record. Lineage: Eukaryota; Viridiplantae; Streptophyta; Magnoliopsida; Asparagales; Asparagaceae.